Miscanthus lutarioriparius is the source of this 1416-nucleotide messenger RNA. The record is from the annotation of a GenBank genome assembly. NCBI's taxonomy places the organism in Eukaryota, Viridiplantae, Streptophyta, Magnoliopsida, Poales, Poaceae.
AUGGACGCAGGACCGAACUCCAUCUCGUCGCACAAGAGCCGCAGCCGGUGCGCGGCGGCGCCGCGGCCGUCGCUCCAGGAGGCGGGGUCCAGGCCGUACAUGCCACCGCUCAGCACCGGGUCCCGCAACCCGUUGGCCAAGUGCUACGGCGACAGGUUCAUCCCGGAGAGGUCGGCGAUGGACAUGGACUUGGCGCACUACCUGCUGACGGAGCCGAGGAAGGGCAAGGAGAACCCGGCUGCUAGGGUUUCCCCGGCCAAGGAGGCGUACCGGAAGCUGCUCGCCGAGAAGCUGCUCAACAACCGCACAAGGAUCCUUGCCUUCAGGAACAAGCCGCCGGAGCCUGAAAGCAUGCUCACGGAUCUCCGUGCUGAUGCGACCCAAGCCAAGCCGGCGAAGCAGCGCCGACAAGUUCCCCAGUCUGCGGAGAAGGUUCUGGAUGCCCCAGGGCUCGUUGACGAUUAUUACCUGAACUUGCUAGACUGGGGAAGCAGCAAUGUGCUGUCCAUCGCGCUGGGCUGCAAGGUGUAUCUCUGGGACGCCUCCAGUCAGUCAGUGACCGAGCUUGUUAUCAUUGAUGAGGAGACUGGUCCUGUCACAAGCGUUAGCUGGGCUCCUGAUGGCCAGCACAUUGCCAUAGGCCUCAAUUCCUCUGAUGUCCAGCUUUGGGACUCCACCUCAAACCGACUGCUGAGGACACUGCGAGGGUUGCAUGAGUCAAGGGUUGGUUCUCUGGCAUGGAACAACAGCAUCCUGACAACUGGCGGCAUGGACGGCAAGAUCGUGAACAAUGAUGUGAGGAUCAGGAACAAUGUUGUGCAGACAUACCAUGGACAUGAGCAGGAGGUGUGUGGGCUCAGAUGGUCAGGAUCAGGGCAGCAACUGGCCAGUGGUGGAAAUGACAAUCUCCUACACGUCUGGGAUGUGUCCAUGUCAUCCUCUGUACAGACUGCAGGGCAUACCCAAUGGUUGCACAGGCUUCAGGGCCACUUGUCUGCCGUCAAGGCAUUGGCAUGGUGUCCAUUCCAGAGCAACCUGCUGGCUUCUGGAGGUGGUGGAGGUGACCGAUGCAUAAAGUUCUGGAACACCCACACUGGUGCAUGUCUCAAUUCAGUCGACACUGGAUCGCAAGUGUGCGCGCUGCUCUGGAACAAGAAUGAGAGAGAGCUGCUGAGCUCGCACGGAUUCACUCAGAAUCAGCUCAUCUUGUGGAAGCACCCGUCGAUGGUUAAGUUGGCUGAACUCAAUGGCCACACGUCACGUGUCCUGUUCAUGGCUCAGAGCCCUGAUGGAUGCAAUGUGGCAUCUGCUGCAGCAGAUGAGACAUUGCGGAUUUGGAAUGUGUUUGGAACUCCUGAAGCCGUGCCUAAGGCCUCCUACACUGGGAUCUUCAACAGUUUCAACCAUAUCCGAUGA